Messenger RNA from Prorocentrum cordatum, 2722 nucleotides. The record is from the annotation of a GenBank genome assembly. NCBI's taxonomy places the organism in Eukaryota, Dinophyceae, Prorocentrales, Prorocentraceae.
AUGGAGGCCGCCAGAGAGCACGCCAUCCGCCAGGCCUACAAGGAUACCAUCGACUACAGCAUCAAAAUGAAGCGCUCGGACAAUCUGCUCCUCGAGGACGAAGUUGGCUUGACGAAGUCCGAGCACAAGCACGGGAAGAGGAAAUACCAAUGCGCCGAGCAGGUGUCAAGCGAUGAGAUCGAUGACGAGUUCGACGCGCUGCAUGACGAGCAGAGCAAGGAGUACGCCCUGAUGGAGAAUCGCAGAGGACAGAAGAUUGCGCGGGUUGAGGAGAGGCCCAAGCUGCGCAAAUUCAGCGGUGAAGAGCGCCAGGAAGGUCACGGCAAGGACGCCAGUGGCGGACACCUGCGGGCACUUGAGGGCGAGGUGCCGUCGCCUGCCGUGAGCCGCUUUCCUCCCCAGCACGCUCUCCCGAAGCGUGCCUCUGGCCCCGCUCGUGGGAGAGCAGCGUGCGCAACUGGCAGCCCAGAGGUCCUGCAUGAACCAGCUGCGACUGAAGGGCUCCUCUGGCUUCAGAAACGUGGCGACGUCGUCAGUGACCUCACGGCGAUGUCCAACAAGUUCGAUGGCGCAUCGGGCAUGUGCGAAUCGAUCAAGAAGCUAAAGUCGGACAUGGAGACUGAGAAGGCUGACGUGGACAGCUUGCAGCAGUCGCCAGAUGACGUGCUCAAGCUCGCGGACAAGCUGAGAGAUGAUAUUAGGAAGGCCAUCGGCACCGCCAGCAGUUCUAAGAAGGACACGUUUCAAGUCGAGGUCGAACGGUGCGCUGACUUGAAGCAGCAACUCGUUGCUUUCCGCCCCGUGUUCAACGAGCUGUCGCAGACGUGCCAGUACCUCUUGGCCAAGAAGCGCAGUCAGAAGCGCUCGGACUACAUGACUGCGCACGGCCAGAACCAGAGGCUUCAGAAAGAGUUUCUGAGCGGUGGCUUCAACAAGAACUUCGCCAAGUACAUGGCGAAACACGUCAAUCAGAUUGAGAUGGCCCUCUCCACGGAGGACACGCAGUUCGACGUGAGGCCAUUUGGUGUGUUUAUGAACAGCGACCUGACUCCGGACAUCUUCAACAUGUCUGCGUUUGCUAUCUGGGAGGGUUCGCAUCAGUUUGCGCAAGACAUUGCCAAGCAUCUUGACGUCGAGGCCGUGACCAGCAAGGCCGCCAGCGUCAGGAAGCAUCGCGAUGAUAAUCCAGCUUGGCAAGGAGCCCUCGGCAUGGCCGAGGGCGUGUUCAUGAAGGACGUGCUGGCGAAGAUGAUCGGUGACAACAUCGACGACCCCGAGGGCUCGGAGGUCUGGGUCUUCGCCAACCGCAGGGGCUGUCUGCGCGAGCCGCCGCAGGCGAUUCCGCUACCAGGCAAUUCGAAGGCCUGGACUGGCACGGGCGACAGGGGGGGCGCCGGAAUGGCGCUCAAGGUUGACGCCGAGGCGUCCCGAGGGCUCCAUGGCGCGCGCUCCCGCGCGGAUGGCGCGCCCGCGCCUCCCUCCGCGCCGCAGCUGGCGGAGAAGGAGCUGCAGGUGGGCAGCCUGACGCAGAGGGCCGCGGUGCUGGAGGCCAGGCUGCAGUCGCAGGACGAGGACUACAAGCUGCUGGAGACCCUCCAGCGCACCAGCGGCGCGGAGGCUCUGGCCAGCCUGCCGGCGCAGGAGCACGCGGCCGCGCUCUGCGCGCUGCGGGUGCGGCUGGGCACCUUGCACGGGCAGCUGCAGGAGGAGCGGCUCAGCGCCUCGGCGCUGCGGGCCGCGCUGCACAGCAGCGAGCGGGCGCUGCAGGAGCGGCCGAGGCCGCCGGAGCAGGCGGGGUUCCGGCAGCUGGACCUGGGCGCCAUCAUCGCCAAGGAUCGCGAGGUCUGCCAGCUCCAGCAGAUGCUCACUGAGGAGCUCUCCAGGCGAGGCGAGCUCGAGGCCCGGCUGGAGCUCUACGACCUGCAGUGCCGGCAAGGCGCCUGGGUGACGCCGCGGCAGUCGCCGUCGGAGGCUGCUGCGCCGGGCGCGUGCCAGGGCGCGGGCGGGCACCAGUCGCCCGCGCGCCCGCGCACCCCGCUGCGCUCGGGCGCGCGGGGGGCGCCGCUGGCGCCGCUGCGGCCGCUCACGCCCGCCAGGGUGGCUAUCCCCAUCCUUGGCCCGCUGGGCCCCCUGGUGUCGCCCUCGCUGUCAAUGCCAGUGGGCGACGCGCCGGCGACGAACCGCUCGCUGGCCAGCCCUAGGUCGAUGCCCCUGCUCCCGCCCCCCAGCCAGCAGCCCGUCCUCUACGCCACGCCCGGCGGCGGCAACGGCCGCGGCCCGGGUUCCUCCGGCAGGGUGCCCGCCGCAGGCGCGCCCACGCCGCCGGCGCCCGGGGCGAGCAGCAGGCUGCCCGCGGCGCGGCUCCGCUGGCCGGCCGCGCUGCGGCGGCCGGCCUCGGAGGAGAAGGCCGUGGACGCCGUGAACGCGACCUCCAUCGCGAGCCCGAGCGCGCGAACGACCAAGAGCCAGACGACGCCGUGGCCCUUCCGCACCGCGUGAGGCCGCGCAAGCCACGGCGUGAGGUCGCCUCGUCAUCGCGCGGGAGGCCCGUUGCUUCUCGCCCCCCGACGGCGAGCGUUUUGCCUCGCCGCCCCAGGGAGGGGCGGCGCGCACCGCGCGCACGAGCACCAAGAGAGUGCCCGUACGCUGCCGGGAGGGCUUCUGCAUCGAUGCAGUGAGCGCGAAUUCACGGGGAGCAGUAGGGCGGAGGACGAGGAGGAGG